AUACCGUAUUUCAUGCCGGCAGUAGUGACGUGUCGUCAAGUCGUGUCAAAUCCGGAAGGUUAGAAGGAGGGAAUGUUUUGUUAGAUACAAUUCCUUUAGAUAUUUCAUUAAAAUAUGUUGACAAAAUUUGAGACAAAAUCUGCCCGAGUGAAAGGGCUAUCGUUUCACCCGAAACGUCCCUGGGUUCUUGCAAGUUUACACAAUGGAGUUAUACAAUUAUGGGACUACCGUAUGUGUACUUUAUUAGAUAAAUUUGAUGAACAUGAUGGACCUGUUCGUGGAAUAUGUUUCCACAAUCAACAGCCAUUAUUUGCAUCUGGUGGUGAUGACUACAAAAUUAAAGUAUGGAACUACAAACAAAGAAGAUGCAUUUUCACAUUACUAGGUCACUUGGAUUACAUUAGAACAAUUGUAUUCCAUCAAGAAUACCCAUGGAUCUUAAGUGCAUCAGAUGAUCAAACAAUCCGCAUAUGGAACUGGCAGAGCCGUACCUGUAUUUGUGUCUUAACAGGACACAAUCACUAUGUAAUGUGUGCACAGUUCCAUCCUACAGAAGAUAUUAUAGUAUCAGCCUCUUUAGAUCAAACAGUAAGAGUAUGGGACAUUUCUGGCUUAAGAAAGAAAAAUGUAGCUCCUGGUCCAGGAGGCUUGGAAGACCAUUUAAAGAACCCUGGAGCAACAGAUUUAUUUGGCCAAGCUGAUGCUGUUGUAAAGCAUGUUCUUGAAGGUCACGAUAGAGGUGUUAACUGGGCAUGUUUCCACCCUACAUUACCAUUAAUUGUUUCCGGUGCUGACGACCGUCAAGUCAAAAUGUGGAGAAUGAAUGAUGCUAAAGCAUGGGAAGUCGACACCUGCCGCGGACAUUACAACAAUGUUUCUUGCGUCUUGUUCCACCCUAGACAAGAUUUAAUUCUCUCAAACUCAGAAGACAAGAGUAUCCGCGUAUGGGACAUGUCCAAACGCACUUGCUUGCAUACAUUUAGAAGAGAGCAUGAAAGAUUCUGGGUCCUUGCAGCACACCCUACCCUAAAUCUCUUUGCUGCUGGACAUGACUCUGGAAUGAUCAUCUUCAAACUAGAAAGAGAACGUCCAGCAUAUGCAGUAUAUGGAAACGUUCUUUAUUACGUGAAGGAGCGUUUCCUUAGAAAAUUAGAUUUCACUACUUCUAAAGAUACAUCCGUUAUGCAGAUACGUGGAGGUGGAAAGACACCUCCGUACAGCAUGUCCUAUAAUCAACCUGAGAAUGCUGUCUUAAUUUGUACUAGAGCGCCUAAUAAUAUUGAAAACAGCACUUAUGAUUUGUAUAUGAUACCUCGCGAGGGUAGUUCUAGUACCGAUGCUGAUACAAAGCGAGCUUCAGGGGUCACUGCCAUUUGGGUUGCUAGAAACCGUUUUGCUGUAUUAGACAGAGCAUAUUCAUUGGUGAUCAAGAAUUUGAAAAAUGAAGUUACCAAGAAGGUGCAAAUUCCAAAUUGCGAUGAGAUAUUUUAUGCUGGCACAGGAAUGCUUCUUUUACGAGAUGCUGAUCAAGUAAUCCUUUUCGAUGUUCAACAGAAGAGAACAUUAGCAGAAGUUAAGAUCUCUAAAUGUAGAUACGUUGUUUGGUCCAAUGAUAUGUCUCACGUCGCUUUACUUGCCAAACAUACAGUUAAUAUUUGCAAUAGACGAUUAGAAUCUCUGUGCUCUGUUCAUGAGAAUACUAGAGUGAAAUCAGGAGCCUGGGAUGACUCAGGAGUUUUCAUUUACACUACUAGUAACCACAUAAAAUAUGCAAUUAACAAUGGUGAUCACGGUAUCAUUCGUACAUUAGAUCUUCCGAUAUACGUAACCAGGGUUAAAGGCAACCAAGUUUACUGUCUAGAUAGAGAAUGUAGACCAAGGAUUCUUAGAAUAGAUCCUACUGAAUAUAAAUUCAAAUUAGCUCUAAUUAAUAGAAAAUACGAGGAAGUUCUGCAUAUGGUUCGCAAUGCAAAUCUCGUUGGCCAAUCUAUAAUUGCAUAUCUACAACAAAAGGGGUACCCUGAAGUUGCUUUGCAUUUUGUAAAAGAUGAAAAGACAAGAUUCGGUCUCGCACUCGAAUGUGGCAAUAUAGAAGUCGCCUUAGAAGCUGCAAGAUCCCUUGAUCAAAAACCCUGUUGGGAAAGUUUGGCUCAAGCAGCUUUAUUGCAAGGAAACCAUCAGGUCGUUGAAAUGUGUUAUCAAAGAACUAAGAAUUUCGAAAAAUUAUCAUUCCUUUAUCUCAUAACUGGUAACUUAGAAAAAUUACGCAAGAUGAUAAAAAUAGCAGAGAUUAGAAAGGAUGUAUCUGGACAGUACCAGGGUAGUUUAUAUCUUGGUGAUAUCUGUGAACGUGCAAAAAUAUUACGGAGUUCUGGCCAAGCUUCUUUAGCAUAUGUAACAGAAAAAAUUCAUAGCAUUUCAUCUCCAGAGGACGAUGUCCUUUACAGUUCCAUGAGCGAAGAGCUUUCAUCUCUUGAAAAGGGAGCAGAAUAUCUUCGACCUCCGGUACCCAUUCAACAGGCUGAGAAUAAUUGGCCAUUAUUAACAGUCUCGAAAGGUUUCUUCGAAGGUGCAAUGAUGUCACGGGGUAAGAGCCAAGUGGCUGCUGCAUUGGCUCCAGAAGACGAUAGCUCUGUACCUGCUGAAGGCUGGGGUAAUGACGAAGAAUUAGGAAUAGAUGAUGAAGAAGGUAUCGAGAAUGAAAACGUUCCUGAAGGAGAAGAAAGCGCUGGGUGGGAUGUUGAGGAUGUGGAUCUUCCACCUGAGCUUGAAACUACGGCAACUGCAGUGGAAGAUGGUUAUUAUUCACCACCGACAAAAGGAGUGCCAUCAACUCAGCACUGGAUGAAUAAUUCCCAAUUGCCUGUAGAUCAUAUUCUAGCUGGGUCAUUUGAAACUGCAUUUAGAUUACUGAAUGAUCAAGUUGGCGUUGUUGAAUUUGAAGCUUAUCAGAAUCUUUUCUUGAAUACAUUUGCUCGUGCCAGAACAUCAUUUGCUUCGUUGCCGAAUAUACCUUCCUUGUAUGGAUAUCCUCAGAGAAACUGGAAAGAAACAAAUCCAAAAAGCGGUCUCCCUGCAGUUGGGUUGCAUCUUACUGAUUUAGUUCAAAGACUUCAAGUAUGCUAUCAUUUGACGACUGGUGGAAAAUUCCCAGAGGCAAUAGAAAAGCUUCAAGCUAUUUUACUCAGUGUACCAUUGCUGGUUGUUGAUACCAGACAAGAUAUCGCAGAAGCUCAACAAUUAAUUCAAAUCUGCCGAGAAUAUAUCCUUGGUUUGAAGAUGGAAACUGAGAGGAAGAAUCUUCCUAAAGCUACUUUGGCUGAGCAAAAACGAAUCUGCGAAAUGGCAGCUUACUUUACACACUGCAAUUUACAACCCAUUCAUCAAAUACUCACGUUAAGGAUAGCUGUAAAUAUGUUCUUCAAGUUGAAGAAUUAUAAAACUGCUGCUUCCUUUGCAAGAAGGUUACUCGAACUGGGACCUAAACCUGACUUAGCUCAACAAGUUCGAAAAAUUUUACAGGCAUGCGAUAAAAAUCCAGUAGAUGAACACCAAUUAGCGUAUGAUGAACACAAUCCAUUUUCUUUAUGUGCAAGCACGUUCGUUCCAAUUUACAGAGGAAAACCGGAAGUUAAAUGUCCAUUAUGUGGUGCAACUUAUUUGCCACAAUUUAAAGAUACAGUGUGUAAGAUUUGUGAAGUAGCAAUAAUUGGUAAAGAAUGUAUUGGUUUGAGGAUAAGUCCUGUACAAUUCAGAUAAUUUUUUAUGUUUUUUUUUGCAUUAAUAUAUCUGACACUACUGAUGAA
Osmia lignaria (orchard mason bee) is the source of this 3806-nucleotide messenger RNA. It is a transcript of the gene alphaCOP, whose product is annotated as coatomer subunit alpha. Gene Ontology annotation, biological process: endoplasmic reticulum to Golgi vesicle-mediated transport; retrograde vesicle-mediated transport, Golgi to endoplasmic reticulum; intra-Golgi vesicle-mediated transport. Gene Ontology annotation, cellular component: COPI vesicle coat. NCBI's taxonomy places the organism in Eukaryota, Metazoa, Arthropoda, Insecta, Hymenoptera, Megachilidae. The record is from RefSeq and is a predicted model, not a curated record. Gene Ontology annotation, molecular function: structural molecule activity; protein binding.